Octopus sinensis (East Asian common octopus) is the source of this 3029-nucleotide messenger RNA. RefSeq lists its product as uncharacterized. The record is from RefSeq and is a predicted model, not a curated record. Bases 261 to 2171 code for a protein of 636 amino acids. Lineage: Eukaryota; Metazoa; Mollusca; Cephalopoda; Octopoda; Octopodidae. The transcript is spliced from 11 exons.
GUGAUGGUGGUGGUGGUGGUGGUGUUUGCGUUUGUGCAUGUGUUGGCGAUCGAGCGAGCGAGCGACCGAGCCAGCAGCGAACUUUCUUCACAACUAAACGCCAGUCCAGUCGAGUCCAGUCCAGUAAAGUAAACAGCCAUCUCUCCAUCUCUCUCUCUCUAUCUCUCCUUAUUCUCCGGCCCACCACAAACACACAUAACUAAAAGAAAGAAAACAAAACAACCCUAACACAACAAAAAAACAACAACCUACCGCUGGUCAUGUUGGAUCCUUCAUCGGGGACCCAAAGGAACAACAAGCUAGAAUGCUUCCUCAAAAGGUCCCUCCCCAGCGAACGUUACGACCGGCUCCGUGCAUACGAGGCCUGCAUCGUUGACAAGACAUUCAAGUACAUUAUCAUCGGUGACCAAUGCAUAUAUCUGACCGAAAACCCUCCUCGGACACUUCAACCCGUUGUAUUUUACCAGGAACUUAGGGACGUACAACUGGAGUAUGACUUACCAAAUUUCCUUCAAGGUUUGGAACGAGAGCAGACUCUACACAUUGUCCUCACCUACAGCAGGAAUAUCCACAAGAAGACACAAGAUGGUACCAGUUCAGAUAUUAACCAAAGCCAGAGCAGCUUAUUCUUAAACACUUUAUUUACAAAAACACAAUCUUCCAGAGCGCCGACCAAUCAUCGGAAAUCGAGUUUUGAUGAGACAUUGUUGCAAUCUUCAAGAAGCAUUGUGGAUCAUUCUAUGGACGGAAGCAACACACUUCUCUCUAUGUCAAUGCCGUCAAAUCUAUGGCACACUCUAGAGAAAAAUGACAAUCGCACCAACACAUCUGAAGAAAUCUCUAUUGGCAAAUGUAAGCACAAGCCAAGUUUGAUCCACCGUAUCAGGAAACCGUUCUCGAGAGUUUGGUAUAAUUUCCUCAAUAUCAAACGGCAUGGGAUGUUGAAGAACAGACACAGUACCUCGAAGGUGCGACUAAAGAUCGAUGAAGAUUCAGACAUUGACAGCAAAGAUGAAAAUGAGAGCAGGCUGCCGUCACCAAGGGACAUUUCUGAAAGCAAAACAAAGACAUUACGUGGUUCCAAAGUGUCACACAACCCGGGGAAAUCUUCCAAUGCCAUACAGCUGUAUGUCCUCGAUGUGUAUUUGCUGAAGAACAACUCUCCAUCAUUGGACCUCAUUAGGUACGCCUGGGAUAAUUACUUGAUUAGGUCUACAGAGCAACAGUCAAAUCGAAGGUGUACAGAUGUCUCUACACAGGACAGUCAAAGUCUAAGUGUCCAGCCAGAAGUCCUGUUUGUUCGAAUAAAACAAGAAUUGCUCAGUGAAAACUACUAUUCUGAUGUGUUACUCUUUUUGUGCUCAAGGCUACAUACGUCUGCUCUCUCGUGCUUUACAAUAAAGAAGUUAUUCUGGAAGGAUCCGGAGCUUUUCAUGUUUUUGGUUGGAAUACUUUGUAAAUAUGUUCCCGGAUUUGUGUCGAGUGGAGGGGGAACCGUCUGUGAUAGCAAAGAUGAGGACAAAAAACUGCAGAGUCUGUUGUGCCUAGUUUUGGAAAUUCUGCGAGUCAUGUUCCGAGAAACUGAAGUCCUGUCAUCCCGGAUAUCAACCCUCGUCGCAGCCAAAGAAGGUGUAUUUGAAUUAAUGAAGAUCCUCAUUAGUGUGUUGUCAAGGCAACCGGCCCCUAUCAGAAAGAAGAACCAAUCACAGUCGGUGAAAUCUUCAAUCCCAGAGGAAUUAACUGAAUUAAGCAUUGGCGUAAUCUUUGAGCUGUUCGUUUGUGUCCAACAGAAGUUAGAUGGAAGUAAGGAAGACAUUUGUACCAGUUGGUUGGUUGGCGCUGUGGAAGAUAUUGGGGCUGAGGAUAUGAUCAACGAUAUGGUGAGCCAAGUCCUAGAACUGACCAAACCAACAUCCAAUGGCAACAAUUGUGUAGAGGUCAGCUGUCUGUUGCCACUACAAGUGCUAAAACUCUACCAACAUUACUACAUCCUGGCUGUUAUCCUAGAAAAUAGCUCUCAACUGGCUGAGUAUAUCCACUCAAACUAUUUGAGUGAGUUCAAAUAUCUGGUUCAAGUGCCGGUGCUUAAACAAAGACUCUCAACUCACUGUCCACUCUCCAACACUGUCUUACAACUGAUUAUGAAGGUUUUACAGAAAAUUGUAUAUUGACCUUUGAAUGGUAGACCCCAUCCAGAAAAGGGGUCACUCAGACUGACUGGCAUUAAGUCAGUCACAGACACUCUCCAGUCGUCCCCAGCCCACAGAUACAUUGUCUUCUCUCUCUGCCUUUUCUGUCGCUCGGCGCCUGUUUCCGUCCUUCUAUCAUACUCUAACUUCUCAUCACCUGGCAUAAGGCCACCUCCCUCAAUACUACUCCGCCACCCUGUCCACCUUGGUCUUGUCUUGAAAAUUACUUGGUGAUCUCACUGGUGUUGGUGGUAUGAAAAAGAAGGCACCUUAGUAAACUCUGUGAAGUGGUUGGCAUUCGGAAGGGCAUCCAGCUGCAGAAAACAUGCUCUUGUCGAACCAUCCAACACAUACAGCACGAAAAACAGACGUUAAAUGGUGCUGCUGUUGCUGCUGAUGAUGAUGAUGGUGUCAAUGAUAAUAAUAAUGGCCUCUGCUCCUCAGAGCUGGCUAGGCUCUUGCCACCUCUCUUCAGAUCCUUCCAAUCUACUCAUCUGUCCUCACUUCACCACCUUUGGUAUGUAUUGUGUCCUACCCCUUUCAUCCAUACCCUACACCAUCCACAGAGCCCAAUCUUUCCUCCUCAGAACUUCAUCCCUCUGGAACUCUCACUCUGCUCAUGUCUCUUCCACAAUUGUGAACUUGCAGUGGUUUAAUAGGAACAGCAGCAAUAUCUCUUUAACCAGUUUUGGAGGGCUUGCAAAUGUCAUGGGCACUGCCCAUCCCUCAAAACCCUGCAAAUGAAAAAAACAUAAAUAAAAUAGUCGCAGGAGUGGCUGUGUGGUAAGUAGCUUGCUAACCAACCACAUGGUUCCGGGUUCAGUCCUGCUGUGUGGCACC